UCGUAUUUUCUUUUCCCGUCUCUUUCUGGCCGCCGGAUCGAUUCGAAAUAAACAAGACCAGUGAGCCUAUUCUAGCUUGUCGCUGUGGACACUGUCGGGUCUUGUGCUUGAUUGUACCCAAAGCAGUCCGAGGGAGAGGGUCCUCCCCCUCAUCGCAACUGGUAUUUACGGGAGCCCAAUCGUAUAUUAUUUAUUUAUUUAUAUGUCUAGCCACAUAUUUAUUGUUUAAAUUUCCUUUUUCCUGGAGCAACUGCAAGGUGCCUUUUUCUGCUUUUUACCACCACCCAAAGUGUGGACCCAGCUGCAAAGAUCACCAAAGUUCAUGUAGCUACACCACCUGUUACCCAUGGCUGGUGCUUGAUGGAAACCUGAGUGCACAACAUCAGACUGCAUUAAACAUCUUAGCCUUUUGCCAUUUCACAUUCAUCUGUGUCUUUCAAAGCCAUGGCCAGCAAGAGAAAAUCCACCACCCCCUGCAUGAUCCCACUGAAAUCCAUGCAUGUGCAAGAGGAGGUGGAGCCAGAGGGUGAUCCACCAGACUGUUUGUCACAUCCAGGCAAGGACAGUAGCUCCCUCUCUGGGGAAGAGACAUGUGAACAGGGCACCCAGGAGGUAAUUGACCCCUCCAGGCCAGAUGGGGACAAUGCACUUGAGGAAUUAGGCACUUACAUCUGCCGACCAUGCGGUUUUGAAUCCCAAGACUUAAAUCUCUUCCUGGACCAUGUCUACAGUGGACACGCUGACUUCCGGGCUGAACCCAGCUUCCAUUGCGUGGACUGCGGGGUUUCCACUCAAAAGUUUGAAGGACUGGCGCUACACAAUGCCCGAGCUCACCCCAGUUCAGCAGCCACCACUCUGCAAGUAAGGAGGCGAGACCGGAGGCUCACAGUGGAGCAGAGCUUGGUUUUUGGCGAGGGGUCAAAGGAAUCUGAAAUCUCCAUCACCAAGACUCCCAUCAUGAAGAUGCUCAAGGGUAAGUCUGAACUCAAGAGAAUUGUUGUGUCCCAUACAGCAGAUGAGCAGAGCCUGGACUCUGUUGCCAACAAGGAGGCGGAGAAGAAAGACAUGCCUACAGUGACGCAUGUGCCCACCAUUGUCCACAACGGAGGACCCAGUAAGGUGACUGUCCCCUCAGCCAUACAGAUUGUGAAUAGCUCAGGAACACUGCCUGUGCUGAAGACCGGAAUCACGCAGGUGGUGUCCAUGGUGCAGAACCGGACUAUUCAUCAGCAAGCCCCCAUCUCAGCCUCCACAUCAACCUCCACCAGCAACUCUAGGAACCUACCAAAGGUGAUGAUCCCCCUGAGCAGCAUCCCAACCUACAACGCUGCCAUGGACACCAACAGCUUCCUCAAGACCUCCUUCAGCAAGUUUCCGUACCCCACCAAGGCCGAGCUCUGCUAUCUCACCGUGGUCACCAAAUACCCGGAGGAGCAGAUCAAGAUCUGGUUUACAGCACAGCGGCUCAAGCAGGGAAUCAGCUGGUCGCCAGAGGAGAUUGAGGACGCCCGCAGAAAGAUGUUCAACACCAUCAUACAGACUGCUCCCCCCACGCCGCAGCAGCAGCGCCACAGUCACCACACCUCCUCCCAGCACACCUUCACGGUCCUACCGGCCUCCCUGGGCCCCAGCGGCAUCCCACAAAUACUGCAGGGUAGCCUGAUGGGCCAGGGAGGGGUGAUCGUCACCCAACCAGUGAUGGCCAACGGGAUCCAAGUCAGCAGUGCCCCCGUUGCCUUGGCGGUCACCCCAAAACCCCAAGCAGCAACUAAGCCUCUGAUGCAAGCCAGGCCCGCCGCUGCUCUGGUUGCCGACAAGGGCCUUAGCAUGGUUGUGGGCACGGUUGGAAGCAGUAGCAGUGGCAGCACUGUCAUUACCAGCAACAUUGCCAGCAGUGUCAUUACUAGUAAUAGCAUCAGUAGAAACACCAGUGUUAUUAGCAUUACCGGAAGCAGUAGCAGUAACAACUACAACAACAACAGUAAAAGUAAUACCAGCAGCAAUAAUAACAGCAGCACCAGCAGUACAAGCAUCAGUACCAGUAGUACCAGCAGUACAAACAACAAUAGCAGCAACAGUAGUAACAACAGCAUCAGCAAGGUGACAGACUUGCAGCCACCAGCCCUCAGUGUUAGCCACAGCUCUCGCACACUCCCCAGUAGUUUCUUGGACCCUAGUUUCUACAAGAACAAGAAAUCACAGGAGCAGCUGAGUGCCCUCAAGCAGAGCUUCAUCCGUUGCCAGUUCCCCGGGCAGGAGGAGGUGGAGAGGCUCACUAAGAUCACUGGACUUACUGUGCGUGAAGUGCGUAAGUGGUUCAGCGACCGGCGCUACCACUACCGCAACCUUAAGGGUUCGCGCUCUGGUGUAGGAGGCCUAUUCAGCGGGAACUCUUUGCUGGACCUUGCUGACAGCCCUAGCUCCUCCGAAAGCCCCAAAGCCAAUCAGUCUGCACAAAGCCCUCCACGGCAACAGCAGCAGCAAAUGUCUCCAUCUACCCCAACCCGCCGAGCUCCACGGCAACAGACCCCCGAUUUCACAGCCAUCCGUUACAAGGAACGAGACCCCCAGCAGGUGCGUGCUCUAGAGGCCAGCUUUGGCCAGGACCCCUCGCCCUCAGAGGAAGAGGUGGGCCGGCUGCGUGCCGAGACAAAAAUGACCCGACGUGAGAUCGACGGCUGGUUUUCAGAGCGCCGGAAGAAGGCAGCAGCUGAGAAAAAGAAAGAGGAGGCGGAGAGGGCAGAGGAAGACAAUCUCACUGAGCAGGAUGCCGAGGCGAAAUGCGGCAUGGAGGAUUCUCCACAGACAUCCUCACAGCAACACGUCAAGGAAGAGAAACACAAGGACGAGGCAUCCUGCUCCACACCCAAAGUCAACCCCAUAAAAAUUAACCUGAAGAUGCUCAAGGUGACAGAGUCCAGUGGGGCUGAACCUGAGAGUGCCCAGGCAGCAAAGGUGGAGAGCCAAACGACUCCACCGCCAUCCACCUCCUCCAGUGAUGGAAAGAACUUGCCCGACCCAUUUCAUCUGCUCAAGCAGUUUUUUGUGCGAGCCCGCUGGCCCAACAGCGCCCAGCAUGACGAUCUUUCUGCCAGAAGCGGGCUACCGCGAGCAGAGGUGGUGCGCUGGUUUGGCGAUGCCCGCUACAGCCACAAGAACGGGCAGCUCAAGUGGCUGGAGAGCUACCAGCAGAUGGCAGAGGAGAGGAAGGACCGAGAGAAGGCUGAAAGCACCGUGCUGAAGGAUCACUUGUCUCUGCAUGGGAAACUGGAGGAGGAGCACGUGAAGGGGCUGGUGGAGUUGAGCGGGCUCAGCGAGGAGCAGGUCCGCCGCUGGUUCGCCACACAGGGGCCCUCGCUGCUGGAGAGCGAGGUGGCAGCGACAGCAGAGCCAGUACUGCAGGACCAAAGGGCUGUGAAGGAGCAGCAGAACAAAGCAACCGCUGAUGCUGCGGUCUUGAUUAAUGACACUGCACUGGCCACCAAUUCCCAGUCUGUGAAUCCCAAGCAAGGUACAGAUUGAAGAGUAGGCGGUGCCCCAAGGAUGAGACCUGUGGUUAGAAGAUAGCCUUUUUGGGAGCUUUCAAAAUGACAGCAGACAACUGUAUUGCUGGAGACCGUAAAUAAUCCCAACCCCCCUCUGAAGUCUCUUUGUGAAAGAGUACCAGAGUUCCCCUGUCUGGGCGAUUGAGACACUCCUCCCCCCAUCCACAUGGCUGUCCGGCCACUGAGAGACUGACUGCUUCAUGGGGAGAGGGACGGGCAAGAGCACUGGCCAACAUGGAGCGCACAAAUGGGAUGGAUAUUGACCAAGUCAAUCCAAUGAAGAGGAUCAUGACACUGCAGAAAGAACCAUUCGUCAGGAAGAUGGAGUGCAUGACAGAAACAAGAGCAAAGGGGUUUCAUUCAUGACUGAAAAGUAUGUCUAGGACAUGUUUACUGUAUUUUAAAUUUUUAGCAACCAGUACUUCAGCACAGCUGUAUUCUUAUCUUGGAUUCUGGAACUUAACGUAAAAAAAGAAAGAAAAGAAAUAGGUAAGCUUUACCGGAUUUGAAAUUUACCAAGGCUUGUUUCCAUUUUUACGGAUCACACUAUUUGCAGAAUAAAACAUGAACCGAAUGAGUGUUUUUCUACUACGUCUCCAUAAUCGACCAAUUGCACAGUUGAAAAUAAACUGGACAAAAACAUA
This is a messenger RNA of Conger conger (European conger), 4189 nucleotides long. RefSeq names its product zinc fingers and homeoboxes 3b (gene zhx3b). Gene Ontology annotation, molecular function: DNA-binding transcription factor activity, RNA polymerase II-specific; DNA binding. Gene Ontology annotation, biological process: regulation of transcription by RNA polymerase II. Lineage: Eukaryota; Metazoa; Chordata; Actinopteri; Anguilliformes; Congridae. Gene Ontology annotation, cellular component: nucleus. The transcript is spliced from 3 exons. Bases 445 to 3522 code for a protein of 1025 amino acids. The record is from RefSeq and is a predicted model, not a curated record.